Sesamum indicum (sesame) is the source of this 5558-nucleotide messenger RNA. It is a transcript of the gene DCL3, whose product is annotated as dicer-like 3. Gene Ontology annotation, biological process: siRNA processing. Gene Ontology annotation, cellular component: cytoplasm; nucleus. Lineage: Eukaryota; Viridiplantae; Streptophyta; Magnoliopsida; Lamiales; Pedaliaceae. Gene Ontology annotation, molecular function: ribonuclease III activity; ATP binding; protein binding. The record is from RefSeq and is a predicted model, not a curated record.
UCAACCAAAAUCUGUCAGUCAGUCCUUCAGUCCUUCUUGAGUCCACCCACAACGUUUGCUAUUAUUCCGUAUUUAAGGGAAAAAAUCAUCGGAAAGCAAGUGUCGGAAGUCUUCGUAUUCGGAGCGUCUGUAAAUCUUCCUGUUUCUGCUUCUUUUCUUGUUCUUCUUUGUGGGUUCUUCCGUAGUUGUGUUUUUAUGGCCCUUUUUUUGUUUUGUUGUUUAUAUUCUCUGAGCGCCAGCUUUGUGUGAGAAUUGUUAGCGUUAAAGCUGUUCAAGAAAAACUAGUGAAGCAAUGGGAUCCGCAGAGAAAGCAAAGCCAAACCCAUUGAAGAGAAGCUUUGAGUCCUUGAUUUCUUCGCAGAGUGAACCCAUGGAUUCAGAAGUUUCAUUCAUACCCAGAGACUACCAAUUGAAGGUUUAUGAGGUGGCAAUGAGGAGGAACACUAUCGCAGUGCUGGAGACUGGGGCUGGAAAAACUAUGAUAGCAGUCAUGAUGAUUAAAGAAAUCGGGAAAUCUUUGAAAAAUGACAAUGGUGGUAAAAAAUUGAUCGUUUUCUUGGCUCCCACUGUUCAUCUUGUUCACCAGCAAUAUAAGGAGAUAAAAUCUCGCACAGAGCUUGAUGUGGAGGAAUACUAUGGAGCUAGAGGGGUUGAUGAAUGGAGUGCCAAGAACUGGGAGAAGGAAAUCAAUGAGCAUGAUGUUUUGGUCAUGACUCCUCAAAUUUUAUUGGAUGCUUUGCGGAAGGCAUACUUAAGUUUCACAGUAUGUUGCUUUCUGAUCCUGGAUGAAUGCCAUCGAGCUACUGGAAACCAUCCCUAUGCAAGAAUAAUGAAGGAAUUUUAUCAUAUAUCUACAGAAAGACCCAAGAUAUUUGGGAUGACUGCCUCCCCAGUGAUCAGGAAAGGGGUGUCAUGUGCUAUAGACUCUGAGGAGCAAAUACGGGAGCUUGAAACUCUGUUGGAUUCCCAGGUUUAUACAGUAGAGGACAGCAUUGGUCUUGGGGAAUGUAUCCCAUCAGCAACAAUUACAUGCAGAUUUUAUGAUCCAAUUCAACCUCCCAAUUUGGAAAUGAAAGUGAAAUUAGAAUCUUCAUUUUCUAAGUUUGAUGCCAUUUUGCUUGACUUCCAAAAGUUGCUGCCAAGCCAGUACAAAGAUACGGAUGAUAUAUACAAGUUGCUGCGGGAUAGACUGGCCAAUGAUCAUUCAAAAAUUUUAUUUUGCCUUGAAAAUCUCGGGCUUCUGUGUGCUUAUGAGGCUGUUAAAGUCUGCCUAGAAAAUACUCCUAAGAUUCAAGAAGAAUGCCAGGUUUAUAAGGAAAGUGUUGGGCAAUACGAGAAUUUUCUUCGGGAGGUUAUGUCAAUAAUGGAAGGACCUGAUGAGCAGAAGAAGCUUCUGGAUGGUGUGCGUGGUGGAUCAGAUGCGUUAGCUACUGGCCAAAUAUCUUCAAAGCUACAUGAACUCCUUGAAAUUUUUAGAUCAUUUGGGAAAGAGACAGAGGUCCUUUGUAUCAUAUUUGUUGAACGAAUAAUUGCUGCUAAAGUAAUUGAAAGAUUGAUGAAGAAGACUACUGACUUGUCACAUUUUAACGUAUCAUAUUUGACUGGAAGUAACUCUUCUGCUGGUGGACUUACACCAAAAGUACAGACUGAAAUUUUGAAAUCAUUUCGUCAUGGAAAGGUCAAUCUUUUGUUUUCUACUGAUGUGGUUGAGGAGGGAAUUCAUGUGGCCAAAUGUUCCUCUGUAAUUCGCUUUGAUCUACCACAAACUGUUCGUAGUUAUGUACAAUCGAGGGGACGAGCUCGUCAGAAAGAUUCUCAAUACAUCAUCAUGCUUGAAAGAGGAAACACAAAGCAAAUAGAUCACAUGUCAUACAUUACUAGGAGCGAGAAUUAUAUGAAAAAUACAACCAUGAAGAGAGACCCUGAUGACCUUGUGGUAAAAGCUCCAGUUACCAAUGAAGAACUUGCAUAUGUCUCAGAGUCGACUGGGGCAUCAGUAACUGCCAGUUCCAGCCUAAGCCUUAUACAAAGAUAUUGCCAAAAACUCCCUGGAGACAAGUACUUUAUUCCGAAGCCAAAAUUUGAGCAGUUGGUGGAAGGGAGCUUGUAUAGGUGUAAACUGAUUCUACCUCUUAAUGCAGCUUUUCAGACUAUCAUUGGUCCUGAAGCUCGCAACUUUCAUGUAGCUAAGCAGCUUGUUUGCUUGGAUGCAUGUAAGAAGUUGCAUGUAAUGGGGGCUCUUAACGAUCAUCUACUUCCCUCCAAUGAAGACUCUUCACAGAAUGAUUCCACCUCAAACAUCAAAGUAUUAGCUUCUGGAGCAGGAACAACAAAGAGAAAGGAAUUACAUGGUUCCAUUAGCAUCCGCAUGCUGUCCGGAACUUGGGGAGAUGAUGGUGCCAUUUUUCAUGCAUACAGAAUCGACUUUUCUUGCAACAUUGCUGAACAAAAGUAUUCCAGUUUUGUACUUUUAUUGGCAUCAAAGUUAGACGAUGAUGUGGGGAAUAUUGAAGUGGAGCUGUACUUGUUAUCAAAGUUUGUCAGAGCUUUUGUUUCAUCAUGUGGGGAAAUACAUCUGGAUUCUCAGCAGGUGGCAAAAGCAAAAUGCUUUCAAGAACUGAUAUUUAAUGGUUUGUUUGGGAAAUUGUUUUUCAAAUCAUCAGGAGUAAGAAAAUUUUUAUUUCAAACAGAGGAAUCAUUAUGGGAUCCGUCAAAUAUGUAUUUACUCUUACCCUUGUCAGAGGAAACAGCUACUGAGAGACCAUUGAAGAUUAAUUGGAUGGGAAUUGAGUCUUGUGUUUCAGCAGUGAAGUUUCUGAAAAGGAAUGCUUGGUUAAAUUUUCAGCACCCUGAAGCAAUAAAAGAUAAGUCAUUCCCUCCUGCAAGUGGUUCAGUUAUGACUAAAUUCAAUAGCGAUAUCAUUCACUUGGCCAAUAUAUCUGCAUAUGCGGAUGGCCUCAAGGAAAUGGUGGUUGUAGCCAUUCAUACUGGCAGAAUUUAUUCGAUUCUGUAUGCUGUUGCUGGUACAUCUGCAGAAAGCCCAUUUGAAGGGGAUACUGAUGCGAGUUAUUCAUCCUUCGCAGAUUAUUACAAUAAAAAGUAUGGCAUUGUUCUAAAGUAUCCAGAGCAGCCUUUGUUGCUUCUGAAGCAAAGUCAUAAUUCGCACAAUCUUCUUGUGGACUUUAGAAACGAAGGUGCUUCAUUAAAGAAUAAAUCAAAAGAUCUUCGAGAAAAGGUUGUGGGAAAGCCACAACAACAUGCCCACAUGCCACCGGAGCUUCUAGUUAGCACUGAUAUCAGAACAGAUGUCUUGAAGCCGUUCUACCUGCUACCUUCCCUAAUGCACCGGAUGGAGUCUCUUAUGUUGUCCAGUCAGCUUAGGGAAGAAAUUUCUAGUCGUGCUGGCCAUUUCGAAAUAUCAAGCUCUUUAAUUUUGGAAGCUCUCACUACUCUAAGAUGUAAUGAAACUUUCUCCAUGGAGCGAUUGGAAUUGCUUGGAGAUUCAGUUUUAAAGUAUGCUGUAAGCUGCCACCUCUUUCUUAAGUAUCCCAAGAAGCAUGAAGGACAAUUGUCUUCUCAUCGUUCCAGGAUUGUUUCCAACUCAGCUCUCCAUAAAUUGGGAACCAAUUGCAAGUUGCAGGAAUACAUAAGAGAUUGUGCAUUUGAUCCACGGCGAUGGACUGCUCCAGGACAGCGUUCCAUAUGGCCUUCUCCGUGCCGCCACGGAUUGGAUAGCAUGGAAGUCCCGUUGGACAGCAAAUUUUUCAGUGAAGACGCAAAACUAUUGCUUGGAAAAACCUGUGAUAGAGGUCACCGGUGGAUGGGUUCCAAAACCAUAUCUGAUUGCGUUGAAGCUCUAAUUGGGGCGUACUAUGUCGGUGGUGGAUUGACUGCUGCCCUUAGUUUGAUGAAGUGGCUUGGUGUGGAGGCUGAAGUUGAGCUUUCGUUGAUAGAUGAUGCUAUUAGAGUGGCUUCUCUAUAUUCUUAUGCUCCAAAAGCUGAGGAUAUCUUCAUUCUAGAGUCGAAGCUUGGGUAUAUAUUCUCCACCAAAGGAUUAUUGCUUGAGGCCAUUACACAUGCAACUGAACCUGAUCAAGGUGUUCGCUACUGUUACCAGCGGCUUGAAUUUCUUGGUGAUGCUGUGCUGGAUAUACUUAUUACAUUGCAUCUUUAUGAAAAUCAUAAGAAUGUUGAUCCAGGGGAUUUGACAGACUUGCGUUCUGCAUCUGUUAACAAUGACAAUUUUGCAAUUGCUGCUGUGAAACGGAACCUUCACUCGCACCUUCAGCAUGGCUCUUUCUAUCUUGAAAGUCAAAUAUCAGAAUUUGUUAAGCAUGUAGCUGAUAUGAGCACCACGGUAUUGACACCAGAUACUAAAGGUCCCAAGGUACUUGGGGACUUGGUGGAAAGCAUAGCCGGGGCAAUACUAAUUGAUUCUAGUCUUAAUUUGGAUAAAGUUUGGAAAGUGUUUAAACCACUGUUAUCACCGAUUGUGACUCCUGAUAAGCUCGAACUUCCUCCUUCACGUGAACUGAUGGAAUUAUGCGACUCUCUCGGUUACUUCAUCAAAGAGCAUUUUGCUGCAGAUGGAGAUAUCGUGCGAGCAGAACUUAAGCUACAGCUUGAAGAUGUUCUCUUAGAAGCUCAGGGUUCUGGACCUAACAGGAAAGCUUCGAAGGGAAUGGCAGCUCUUUGUUUACUGAAGGAAUUAGAGUUGAGAGGGAUUACAUCUUCCAAACGGAGAAAAACUGAUACAGAUAAUGUUGACAACUCGCCCUCCCCAAGGUCAGAUGAUAAUAUCCGCAGCCAGCCAGAUGGUGAAGCUUCUGGAUCAGCAACUGAAAAGCCGAAGCCACCUGAAUUGCAGCCCGACAUAAAUGGAGAUCUAUUGAAGAGAGCUUGCUCUGCUAGAGCCCAUGAUUCGAAGACCGCUGACGUCCUAGUGCUGCCACCUGUUGACAUGAAGAAAGGAGGUGCGCGGAAUUCGCUCUACGCCCUCUGCAAGAAAUUACAAUGGCCAAUGCCUGCUUUUGAUACAAUGGAGCAAAAAUCUAGAACUCCCAUUCAGAUUGGUGACAGAACAGGGUUCAAUAGUUUCAAGUCACAAAUCAGCCUGACCAUCCCUGAUUUUGGUAAAAUCGAACUCAUUGGAGAGGCAAGAGCCGACAAGAAGAGCUCUUUCGAUUCGGCUGCUCUUGUGAUGCUGUACGAACUUGAGAGACGGGGAAAGAUCAUAAUAGGCGAAUGAGUAAGCCACCAGAAAAGCUGACAUAUUGAUAUGGUGUGGGAAUGCAUGGUGAGACGAGCAACGGGCCAACAGGCGUACCCUUGGGUAGGAGCAAAUGUCAUUCAGGGUUCGACACUUUUGCUUUUAUUCAUCGGCCUUCGUUUCGAUACACUCCCAUGACUAUUGAACUAAUUCUUGAUGAAAGAUCCUCCUCAACCUUGCCCCCUUUUGCAAAGAAUGGUAUAUGUAUUUAUGUAUUUCCAAAUUGGGGUGGAGGAAAUUGUAUAGCCUAAUUGAAUUUAAGUAGGUUUCAUUUAUCAAUUUGGGAGUA